Molecule: messenger RNA, 791 nt
Organism: Fundulus heteroclitus (mummichog)
Lineage: Eukaryota; Metazoa; Chordata; Actinopteri; Cyprinodontiformes; Fundulidae
Product: interferon-induced protein 44-like
Exons: 7
Coding region: 171-791 (206 amino acids)
Source: RefSeq, a predicted model, not a curated record
CUAUUUGGGAUUCUGUUUAGUUUGGGUUUGCCCUUAGAGGGUUGUUUUCUGUUGUGGGACUUGUAUUUUGGAUAUUGUUUCUCCUGUUCCGUUCGCCUAUUUAAGCCCACUUUAGUUUUCUGUUUGUUGCCAGGACGUCUUGUGUUAUCCUCACGUGCAAUCUACUCGUCAUGGGAGGGAGCGGGUCUUCACAACCAGCUCCUCAGCGUGCCCCAAUUUUAAAAACUCCAUGGAGAGACAUAUCUUGGGGAGACAACAGAGAAGCUCUUCAUUACUUAAAGAAAUUUCAGCCUCAAAAUGAAGAGCUAAAGCAUAUCAGAGUUUUGUUCUACGGACCAGUCGGUGUGGGAAAGUCCAGCUUCAUCAACUCUGUCAACAAUGUCUUCCAACAGAGAAUGACCCAUCAAGCUUUGACCAGUACCAGAACCGCUGAUCAAAGUUUCACCAAGAAGUAUGAAACCUAUAAAAUCCAGAAAGAAGACAGAGGAAACUUUUAUCCCUUUGUGUUCAACGAUAUCAUGGGUCUGGAGGAUGGAGAUGGAAGAGGAGUCAGAGCAGAUGACCUUAAACUGGCCUUAAUGGGACAUGUGAAGGAGGGUUAUAAGUUCCAUCCUUUAUCUUCCCUUUCUGCUUGUGAUCCUUACUACAACUCCUCCCCAUCCAUCAGUGACAGGGUCCAUGUUCUGGUUUGCUUUAAUAAUGCUAAUGCAUCAGAGACGAAGUCCUCUGUUUUACAGAAAAUGAAGGAAAUCAGAGAAGCAGCAAGUGAUCUGGGUAAGAAACAAAAAUAA